AUGGCGCCGCGAGACGAAGUGGACCACAGCGUGGUCUACCACGAUGAUGUUGCCGAGGCCAACAAGAUUGGGGUUGCCGUUGAAGAUGUCACCGCUACUCGAAUUUCAGAGGAGGAUGUGAUGCGCAAGUCUGCCGAAGCUCUGAGUCUGCGAUCCAAGACUGGCCUGCGCAUCCUGAUGUAUGUGCUCAUCAUGGGCGCGAACCAGGCUGGCUACGGCAUCGACUGGGGUGUGAUCAGCAGUAUCAACUCCAACCCUCGAUGGCACGAUUACUACGGAUUUCCCGACGCCGGUCCCAUCAUCUCCACCAUCAACGCCCUCAUGCAAAUUGGCAGCUUUGUUGGUGCCCCGUUUCUUGCUACUGCCGAUAUCAUUGGACGUCGUGGCGUCAACUUCGUCGGCAACGCUCUCGUUCUGAUUGCUGCUAUCAUGCAAGCCAUGGCCCCUAACCUCGCCUGCCUCAUGGUCGGCCGUCUCGUCCUCGGCUUCGGUACUGCGCUGUGCACAGCUCCCCAAUACGUCGCCGAGGUCGCGCCCGUCCAUCUUCGUGGUCGCAUUGUCGGUGUGUUCGGUGCCUUCUUCCAAGUCGGUUCUCUUGGCAUCAUCGGCAUCAUGAUGGGUCUCACUUCCUGGGAGGGCACCGACUGGCAGUGGCGUGUCGCCUUCUUCCUGCAGGCCGUCUUUCCCCUGAUUGUCUGCAUCGGCCUCUACACCGUCUGUCCAGAGUCCCCGCGUUAUCUAAUCAUGAAGGGCAAGAAGGAGAAGGCCCGUGAGAUGAUUGCGAAGUACAUGACCACGCAUAACGACAUCAACCAUGAAAUCGUCGAUAUCCUGGUUAACCAGAUCGAAGAGUCUAUCGAGACUUCCAAAGCCGGUUUCCGGGCGACUUGGGACUUCCGCGUCUUCUUCACGCGCAGCGUAUGGUACCGUACUCUGGUGCUUGCCGUAUACGCCGUCUUCCAGCAGUGGAAUGGCGGUGGCAUCAUCGGCCUGUACCUCUCGCCUGCGCUGAAGACGGUCGGCAUCAACGAUCAGCUUGACCAACUGGGCAUCAAUCUGGGGUUGACUGCCAUCUACUUUGUUUUUACACUCUUCGGAGCCUGGAUCAUUGACUUCUUCCGGCGUCGUACGCUCAUUUUCGCCGGCUUGAUUAGCAUCAUCAUUGCCCAGAUCGCCGUCACCAUUACGAGCUGGCAGUUCGACGUGACCGGCGGCCAGAAGUCUACGGCUAUCCUAACUGUCGUUUGGAUCUACUGUUUCCAGAUUUGCAGCGCCUCAUUCAUCGCCACGAUGCACAACCUGUACCCGGUCGAGCUGCUCUCUCUGCCGCUCCGUGCCAAGGGCAUGGGUCUCUUCGCCAUGUUCCAGGCCAUCGCUGCUGUUAUCCACAGCUACGGCAUCGGAAUUGGCGUCGGAAAGAUUGGAUACAAGAUCUGGGCCGUGUACAUUGUGUACAACUUCCUGCAGGUCAUUGUCAGUUACUACCUCUUCCCGGAGACGAGCAAGCUCAACCUUGAGGAGAUUGACAACAUCUUUGAGACACCCGGCACGAAUCCUGUUAAGCUAAGUAUCAAGAUUGCGAAUGCCAAGAGGGAGAAGGAGAAGCUUGAGCGUGAAACUGUCACUACUGCGUUGUAG
Messenger RNA from Colletotrichum siamense, 1638 nucleotides. Its product is annotated as Lactose permease. Gene Ontology annotation, biological process: carbohydrate transport; transmembrane transport. Gene Ontology annotation, molecular function: carbohydrate:proton symporter activity. Gene Ontology annotation, cellular component: membrane. The coding region runs from base 1 to 1638 and encodes 545 amino acids. Lineage: Eukaryota; Fungi; Ascomycota; Sordariomycetes; Glomerellales; Glomerellaceae. The record is from RefSeq and is a predicted model, not a curated record. The transcript has 2 exons.